This is a messenger RNA of Closterium sp. Naga37s-1, 1782 nucleotides long. The record is from the annotation of a GenBank genome assembly. NCBI's taxonomy places the organism in Eukaryota, Viridiplantae, Streptophyta, Zygnematophyceae, Desmidiales, Closteriaceae.
AUGGAGGGCACCUCUCUAAAGAAACAUCAGGCCAAGGCGGCGGCAGAAGAGUCGCCCCCAUUUGACUCAUUUGACUCGUUUGACUCGGAGUCAUUUGAUCCGAACGCCAAGGAGCCAUUUCCUGCCGCCUUGGCUGCCCGCCCUGCCCAUCCCGCUGCUCUGCAUGGUGCGUUGACCAGGCCUUUUUCGCGAUGUCUCCUUUGCGUCUUCUCUUCUCUCACUUCCUCCCCUCCCUCUUCCUCACUUUCCAAUCUCCAUCUUGCAAUUCCCUCUCUUCCCUCUCCACCGCCGCUCUCCACUCCCCGCCUUGUCCCUCUGCGGCCGCAGCCUUUGAUUUUACCAGUGCCUUGUACCGCCUUCCUUCUCCAUUCCCUUUCUCGCCUGCCUCUCCGCCUCUGCAGCUCUGUACUGGACGCACGCUUUCAACUGCUUCGGCGAGCAGUCGUGGCGCUUCGCCAGAGCGGCCCUGCUCUCGUUAUUGUUUCGCUCGUUACUGCCAGUGGCGGUGGCAAGCUUUGUCAGCCGGCUGGUGGUAUUCGCAGCAUGCCCCGCCAUAGGAGGCCUCAUGGACUCGGCUCCGAGAGUGCGAGCCUACAGCACUCUCGUCUUUGUCCAGCUGUGCUACAGCAGGGGUGGUUCAUUGUGCUGGUGGUGGCGGGCUGUGUGGAUAAGCUAAUGGGGAUGGCCGCGGGAGUGGCGUUUGAGAAUGACUGGGUCCUCGUGCUUGUUGGACCGGAUCGCCCCGUGCCAUUGGCGAACGCCAACGCCAUGCUCAGGCGGGCGGAACAGAGCUGCGAGGUGGCAGCAGCGCUCAUCUUUGGAUGGCUCAUUGCAGCCUGGGGCCCGCUGGUAUGCGCCAAAGCAUGCCUCGCCGUCGUUGCACUCUCCCUCCCUGCCAUGGUGCCUUACCCUUCCUUCCGCGUCGUCGAUUGCAAUACUCCUGAUGCUGCUGAUGCUGCUGCUGCUGAUGCUGCUGCUGCUGAUGCUGCUGCUGCUGAUGCUGCUGCUGCUGCUGCUGCUGCUGCUGCUGCUGCUGCUGCUGCUGCUGCUGCUGAUGCUGAUGGUGGUGUCCUUGCUUCUGGACCACCCCCAGCAUCGCUCUGCAUGGUAGCCGUUGCAGCAGCACUAGCACCAGCAUCAACACCACCAGAAGCAGCAGAAGCAGCAGCAGAAGCAGCAGCAGCAGCAGCAGCAGCAGCAGCAGCAGCAGCAGCAGCAGCAGCAGCAGCAGCAGCAGCAGCAGCAGCAGCAGCGGCAGCAGCGGCAGCAGCAGAGGCGAUCCCUCACCCUGCCCAUUCAUCCCAGCAGGCACUUCCAAGAAGCUCAGCAGUAGGAGCACCAGCAGAGGGGAUGGGAAGUCCAGAUGGGAUGGGAAUUUCAGUGGCAGGCGUGGCAGCAUCAGCAGUGGUGGACGCAGUGGGCGGGUUGAAACGGGUGGUUGAAGCAAUGGGGAAGGGGUUUCGAAGCUAUGUGAAACAGCUGGUGAUGCCUGCGAGUAUGGCGUAUGUGCUUCUGUGCUUGAAUGGUGUUCUCACACCCGGGGGACUCAUGACCUCCUACCUCACGCUCCAUGGCUGGCAGUGCGGCGCUGAUCUAUCAAGCGCUGUUGGUCUUCCUCUCGCUUCUCACCUUCUCGUCGAUCUCGUUCGCGCCGCCUUCUCUGCACCAAGGCCUGCUGCUGCUCUUCCUCCUCAUCAUAGUGAGUCUGCUACUAUCGAGGAACUCCUUACUGCAGUAUCUCCCAUCAUGCUAUACCUAUCGCGGCACUUCUUAUCGUGGUGA